Candidula unifasciata is the source of this 595-nucleotide messenger RNA. NCBI's taxonomy places the organism in Eukaryota, Metazoa, Mollusca, Gastropoda, Stylommatophora, Geomitridae. The record is from the annotation of a GenBank genome assembly.
CCACUGUACCCAGGGUAAAUUACGAUGUGAAGAGAGAGGAUGUGAAAAGAUUGUUUGCCCCAAGGACCAAAUGGCAGUUGUUACCAAAAAUGCCAGCACUGUGGAAUGUUUGAAUUACAAGUGCCCAGACAAAUACUCUAACCAAAUUACAUGUGCCGAUGACGACAGCUCAUACACAAAAAUAUGUGUUUGUAAGAAAGGAUAUGUCAUGACUCAAUUUGGCACAUGUGUUCAGUUUCCCUACUGUCCCUGCUAUCAUGAAGGGGUCUGGCACAAGAAUGGUACCGAUAUUACGGACAAGUGCUUUCUCAAACGUUGCAAGAAUGGAGUCUGGACGAUAAUUACAAAAACCAAAUGUCAAGCUACUUGCUUCAUAACUGGAAGUGAAACCCAAGUUGAGACUUUUGAUGGGACAGCAUACAGCUUCCAUGCAAAAAGUGCAUAUACUCUGGUGAAAACUCAAGGAGAUGGGCAAGGAUUUCAGAUCUCCUUCAGAAACCUUGCUUGUGCAAGCAAUGAGAGAGCUUGUAGUCACAAAGUUGAUAUCAGUUUUAUGGGAGUUCACAUGGAGUUAGUGAGUGGCACUGGGGUUAUA